AUGCAAUUCACCAUCGUCGCCGCUCUGGCCAUGGCCGCCACCGCUUUCGCUGCUCCAGUCGAGGAGGCUGCUCAGCCCCAGGUCCUGAUCUCCCUUCCUCCCGGUUGCACCAAGAGCAACCUAGCCAAGUGUGUCUUGCACCUCGCCAGCACCGGUGGCAGUUGUGCUGCCGCCGCUGCCGAACUCGGUGCCAACCCCAUCGCUGACUUGAGUUGCGUCGGUUCUGCAGCCGGCACCGCAGCUAACUUUGAUGAGUGCAAGAGCUGCAUUCCCAAGAGCACCAGAGUCAUUGAGAACUAG
Messenger RNA from Aureobasidium pullulans EXF-150, 300 nucleotides. RefSeq lists its product as uncharacterized. Bases 1 to 300 code for a protein of 99 amino acids. The transcript is spliced from 2 exons. The record is from RefSeq and is a predicted model, not a curated record. Lineage: Eukaryota; Fungi; Ascomycota; Dothideomycetes; Dothideales; Saccotheciaceae.